Molecule: messenger RNA, 227 nt
Organism: Symbiodinium pilosum
Lineage: Eukaryota; Dinophyceae; Suessiales; Symbiodiniaceae
Source: the annotation of a GenBank genome assembly
GACGGCUAUGUGGCCUUCGGGUCCCUAGCGGAAGUUCAACAGGCUGCCGUAGAGCACCUGAACGCGGAGCCAGCAGUGCAGCAGAGGAGACGGCCGGAGCGGCUUUCAGCCAGAAUCCGGGAUUUGGACACCGGCCCAGACCCAGGACGACCCGGCUUCGUGCUGGGCACGCUGUGCCCCGACUUGACCUUCUGCCCUGGGGGAGCAACCUAUGAGCUAAAGCUGAA